UGCUUAGCCAUUGCUUAGCAAAACGAGGUUCUUCACCAUUCCCUUCCAAAUCCUCAAUCUUCAUCAAAUCUUCUGCUGAACAGUAUGGAUGGAUCGACGGCGGUUCCAGAUCAAUUUCAUCCUCAACAAUCAAAGCCUGUCGAGCGUCUGAACCAGGCACUUCAGCAGCAGUUGAACCUUGAUUCUGUGAAAACUCGAGCUAUCAGCCUCCUCAAAGCCAUCUCACGCAUCCUAGAAGAAAUCGACAUCUUUAAUCGUACCAAUUCAUGCCCCAAAUGGCAAGACAUCUUGGGCCAGUUCUCUAUGGUAAAUCUUGAACUCUUUAGCAUUGUUGAAGAUAUUAAGAAGGUGUCGAAGGCUUUUAUUGUGAAUCCAAAGAAUGUCAAUGCAGAGAAUGCACCAAUUCUGCCUGUAAUGCUGUCAACAAAGCUAUUGCCAGAGAUGGAAAUGGAUGAUAAUGCAAAGAGAGAUCAGUUGUUAAAUGGAUUGCAAAACCUUCCAAUAACAUCACAGAUUGAUAAGUUAAAGAUGAGGAUUGAUAUGAUUGCAGCUGCCUGUGAAAGUGCUGAAAAAGUCAUAGCUGAUACACGGAAGGCUUAUUUUGGCACUAGGCAGGGACCUAUAAUCGUUGCUACUUUGGAUAAGGUUCAAGCAGCAAAAAUUCAAGAGCAAGAGAACCUACUCAGGGGUGCUGUAAAUCAUGGAGAAGGUUUGCGAUUACCUGGAGAUCAGAGGCAAAUAACAACUUCCCUCCCAUUGCAUCUGGUAGACGUGAUAGCCAUGAAUGAUGGUCCUCAGGCAAUUCCUGAUGCAUCAGGCAUGUUUGUGAAGGCAACUCCUCCCUUAACAUCAAGCAACAUUAACAAUCAAGGGAACUUGUUGCAGGCAUCGGGAGGACAACUCACUGGAAGAGCAGUUGCUUCCCCUGGUGCUGCCACAACAAGUUUUGACAACACAGCUGGGUCUCCACUACAAUAUGCCAACUCUCCUAGGUCUGGAACUAGCAUGAUGAACGCCCCAUCUCCUCAGCAACAAGCACAGCAACAACAGCUGCUUCAACAACAGCAAAGACAAAAGAUGAUGCAACACCCUUCACAACAACAAUUACUAGCUCAGCAACAAUUCAGGCACUCUUCACUGCCUGCAAUGGGACAGAACCAGAUGGGGCAGCUUCCUGAUUUGCAAGGGCAGGCUCAGCAAAAGUUUCAGUCGUUACAUGGUCAGCACCAAAUGCAAUUCUCCCCACCACUGGUUCCCCAGCAAUUUCAGGGUAGGCAGAUGCCUUCUGGAUCUAUUCAGCAUGGAAUUAGUCAAGCCCAACUUAACCAAGGCAAUCAGCUGAAUCGUCUCAAUCAGUUUUCUACAGCCAACAACAAUACAUUGUUUAAUACUGCUCAGGGAACUCAAAAUAACCAGAUGGCAAUGUCAAACAUGUCUGCGACAAUGGCAUCACAACCAAUGCUGCCAAGGGUCCAGUUUGGAUUAUCUGGUGCGAACAGGAGUCACACAUCCCAGAUUCUGAAUGAGCAAAUGUUUAACAUGGGAGCAACAAAUUCCGGGGGUAUGAUGCCCAUUCAGCAGCAACAACAGCAACAACAAGGUACAUUUGGAAACAUGUCCCAAAAUACGCAGCUUAAUAAUAAUAACAAUAAUAAUAGUCAACAACAAGGAAUGGUGUCGCAAAACCACACCAAUUUCCAGCAGCAGAGACAACAGAAUCCGCAAUGAUAUAUUUAAACAAAAUCAAUUAAAUUUGAAUGCCAUAAAAUUGUAGUAAUUACUUCUAUUAGAUGGGUUGUUUAACUAAAGACAAUACUAACUUUUCAUUUUCUGAAGCUUUUUAUCUUUUACUA
Impatiens glandulifera is the source of this 1853-nucleotide messenger RNA. RefSeq names its product mediator of RNA polymerase II transcription subunit 8. Gene Ontology annotation, cellular component: mediator complex. The coding region runs from base 85 to 1728 and encodes 547 amino acids. Lineage: Eukaryota; Viridiplantae; Streptophyta; Magnoliopsida; Ericales; Balsaminaceae. The record is from RefSeq and is a predicted model, not a curated record. The transcript has 12 exons.